CCGGAAAUGGAUCCACAAAAAAAAAAAAGAAGCUGAACCGUCAAAACAUAAACAGAGCAGUCAACCUUGUGUGAACACAGCUGGCUUGUUUUAUGAUCUGCCUUUUGCCAAAAGCUUUAUGCACGCAUUCCUAAUGUCGUGUGUCUUCCGUCAGAGAAAUCCUAGCCGAGGCACUUAGCUCAACUGCUAAGUAGUGAGGUGGAGAAAAUAAAUCUGCAGUAAAGAUUAGGACUAAACUAAGAAGUACGCCUCGUCGGGCCUUCGAGUAGAGGUUCUCCCUCGGGUCGACGCAGGACAAAGGAGGCAGAAUGGCUGAGGCUGACGGCAAAUCCACUGCGCUUAACGGUUCUGAAGAAAAGGAACCUGGGGAAGAUCAACACAAGGAGGGAGAUGCCUCUGGAAGCAAAGAGGGACAAACAGAGUCUUCCUCUCUAGAUGCUACUAAAGAAACAGGAGAGCCUUCAGGAGACAAGCCUAUGCCAGAUGUGGAAGGAGAGACAGGUGCAAACAAAGAGGGAGAAGAGGAAGAAGACACAGACAGCAUGGAUGGCAGCGGCCUCUACUCCCUGACUGAGGAUGGCGAAAGAGAAAGUGAGGGAGGUAGAAGAGAGAGGGUAAAGGAUAAAGAUGGUGGGAAAAGGGCAGCUAGAAAGAGAAAUAGACCUGGCGGUGGCACCAACCACUCCUCCAGCUCAGAUGAAGAUGACGAUGAAGAUGAAGAAGAAGAACAGAAAGAUGAUGAAGACGAUGACGAGGCUAUGGAGGCGUGGCUGGGAGCAGAGCUCCGUGACCUCCGUGGUCCUAUAUGGCGAGCAGUACCCUCACUGCGCUCCAGGGAGAUUGGCAGGGACUCGCACCAGUUUGUGAGGCGUGUUUGUGGAGCCCGAGGCCUCGUGCAGAGGCUGGAGCUGCAGGGCCGCCUGGAGAGGCACACAGGCUGCGUCAACACAUUGCACUUCAACCCCUCAGGCACACGCCUGGCAUCAGGCAGCGAUGACCUGCGAGUUGUGAUCUGGGACUGGGCCAUCCGCCGUGCUGAGCUGGAGUUCGACAGCGGCCACAAGAGCAAUGUUUUUCAGGCAAAGUUCCUGCCUCACAGCGGAGACUCCACCUUGGCCAUGUGUGCUCGAGAUGGUCAGAUCAGAGUGGCUGAGCUCUCUGCCACACAGCGCUGCAAGAACACCAAGCGGGUAGCACAGCAUAAAGGGGCAGCACACAAGCUGGCCCUUGAGCCAGAUUCGCCCUGCUCCUUUCUGUCUGCUGGAGAGGACGCUGUGGUGUUUGGUAUUGACCUGCGUCUAGACCGUCCGGCAAAUAAACUGGUGGUUGUAAAGGAGGGUGAUAAAAAAGUCGGGCUUUACACCAUCUUUGUCAACCCAGCAAAGACACACCACUUUGCUGUGGGUGGGAGAGAUCAGUAUGUGAGGAUCUAUGACCAGAGGAAGAUUAAUGAGAAUGAUAACAAUGGUGUACUGAAAAAGUUCUGUCCUUCACAUUUGGUAUCCAGUGAGUCCAAAACCAACAUAACCUGCCUUGUGUACAGUCAUGAUGGUACAGAGCUCCUGGCCAGUUACAAUGACGAGGACAUCUAUCUGUUUGACUCCAACCACAGUGAUGGAGCUGACUAUCGCAGGAGAUACAAGGGACACCGCAAUAAUGCCACAGUGAAAGGUGUGAAUUUCUAUGGGCCAUGCAGUGAGUUUGUGGUUAGUGGCAGCGACUGUGGACACAUCUACCUGUGGGACAAGUAUUCUGCACGUAUCGUCCAGUUCAUGGAGGGAGACAGAGGAGGAGUGGUGAACUGUCUGGAGCCUCAUCCCCAUCUGCCUGGUAUGGCCACCAGUGGGCUGGACCACGACAUCAAACUGUGGGCCCCCACUGCUGAAAGCCCCACAGGACUCAAGGGUCUAAAGGAGGUGAUGAAAAAAAACAAGCGGGAGCGUGAUGAAGACAGCGUGCGCCACGGUGACCAGUACGACACCCAGCUGCUGUGGUUCCUGAUGAGACACAUGAGGAACAGACGGCCCCCGAGGGCUCGCCGUGAGGGUGCAGACCCAGACACAGAUGAGUCCUGGAGCUCUCCAGAUUCCUCUGAUGAAGAGGAAGGAGGUCCAGACCACGUCCAGUGCAUGUCCUCCUGAGCCACACACAUACAUAUUUAAAAACACACACACACACACACACACACACACAUAUAUACACAUACAUAUUUACACACUUUAUUGCCCUUGAAUUGAUGCACAUAGGCAAGCACUAUUGACACACUGGCACACUCAAACACUGACGAGCCACAGACUUGGGGUGUUUUUUUUUUUUUGUUUGUUUGUUUUUUUUCCAAACACACAUACAAUCUCACACAGACAAAUGCGUACAUUUACUUAAAUAUGCUGUUGAAGCAGAGUGACAGAGAUGUGUUAACGCCUGGUUUCCCAGCAGUUACAAGUGUGCACAUGGCGACUACAGACUGCAUACACACUUCCAGAAUCUUUUUUUUUUUUUUCUUUGAGAAUCGUACAAAAAGGUUUAUUAAGUGCUCACAUCCCUAUAAACCACUUGGAGGCCCAUGCUUGUCCAUACAUUAUCUAUAUGCUCAGAACUGUGUACUGUGCGUGUAUGGCAACAAGCACCUCCAAUUUUUAGGCACCCUGUAGUAAGCUACACAUCACCAGCACACAAUCUCCCCCUCUCUUAGUAAUACACCUCUUGCUCUUGUGCUUUCUGUGCUGAUGAAGAGGGGUUCAGCAGGGAGGAAGGGCGUAGACUCAAACUCUCAAACCAUCCCCUAAAUGUGACUUCCUUUUAACAUUUGAACUUUGGAGAGGGGAACCCCGGCACCCCUCGCUGCAUCGCCCCAGCCUCACACUGUUUUCUGGCCCUGAGCUUGAGCAGUUAGUUGCAUUUCUCCCACAUUUUGCUCCUGGAGGACUACUAAAAUCUCUACAUGCUGCACCACCUUACAUGCUGCCCUCAGCUACUCCCUCGCCUCCUCUUUCCAUCACCCUCCCCCCUCACUACUGAGUGCACUUUGAAUCAGGGAUGCUUUAGUUUGAGACACAGACAAAACGUGCACUGAGUGAGUGAUUUUUUGGAUGGAAGAGAUGUUGUUUUGUCUUGUAUCUCAUUGGAAAAUCCACAGUGAAGUUCACUUUAUUUCUCUUGUUUUUUUGUUUUUGUUUUUUUUGAGUGAGGGGAGGGUAUUUUGCACUUUUUUUUCUUGACUGAGGAAGAGGAGGUUUCCUUUUGCUUCCACCAGCCUUUCCUCCUCCUCCUUCCUCUUCUCCCCACCCCCCUUCACUCUCCAUCCUGACACCCAUCUUUGACAGGACGUCUUCACCUCUCUCAGUGAACAUGAAAGUGGAGAAGUAGAUGGUGUUCAGCAUGUGCAUAGGAAAUAAGGACUGAUUUUGGGCCCUGUUGGGGAACCGUGUAAUUUUAAGCCAGAACCGACCUGGAUCAGUCGCAAUUGAAACACUGCCUAUGAGCCAGAUGAGACUGGAGUAAUAAAGGACUCCACUUCUUCAUGCGGUUCUUUUAAAAAUCCUUCUGUGAUGCUAAACAUCUCGAAUCAAUUGCUGAGUGACACUUUUCAGACUAACAUUUGAACCAGGCCGUUGUUUGCUGCCAGCACACCACUUGUGAGAAAACCUGUGUCUGUGCUGUAUUAACAUUGGCUCAAAGAGGAGGACAGGGGGUCGGCAGGGUCAAUAUGCUUGCCAGUCAUUUGUUGUGUGAGAGCGAUAAAGUCCAGCUUUUCUCAUUUUCUAUGAGAACUCUAGUUAGUUGAAUUUAUAUGUACAUAUAUAAAUAUAUAUUAAAACUGUAAAAAAAAACAAAAAAAAAAAACAACUUUAGCAAAUGCUGUUUGACUUCAAAAAAAGAAAAAAAAAGAUGUCGAAACAUUUGAUUGGUAUUGAUGCAGAGGUUUAUAUUCUAUAUGAGGACAAAGUACUUUUAAAUUCCAGAGAAAACAAAAGACUUGAGGCACCAUUUUUCCUUUUAUGAAUGACAGCCCUCUGUUAUGAACAGAAUCGGUGUCAUUUCAAGUAUUAAAGUUUUGACUCUCUUUGUUGUUCAAAAGAAAAAAACAGUAUUUCCUUUCUAUAUCUUAAUCCAUCAUUUGAGACAGUUAUAUUCAGAAUUUUCCCACUGGCUAUUUUUUGGCAUCUUGUAUACAUAAUAAGGCUUUUGAUGGACAGUUUUUUUCCACCACUGCCUAAUAUUGCAUUCUACCAGUUCAGUUGGAAAUAUGUACGAUUCGUGCAAUAAACAAAAAGACAGUGCUCUUGA
This is a messenger RNA of Lates calcarifer (barramundi perch), 4287 nucleotides long. RefSeq names its product DDB1 and CUL4 associated factor 8 (gene dcaf8). The transcript is spliced from 13 exons. The coding region runs from base 309 to 2141 and encodes 610 amino acids. Gene Ontology annotation, cellular component: Cul4-RING E3 ubiquitin ligase complex; cytoplasm. Lineage: Eukaryota; Metazoa; Chordata; Actinopteri; Centropomidae. Gene Ontology annotation, molecular function: protein binding. The record is from RefSeq and is a predicted model, not a curated record.